This is a messenger RNA of Haemonchus placei, 954 nucleotides long. NCBI's taxonomy places the organism in Eukaryota, Metazoa, Nematoda, Chromadorea, Rhabditida, Trichostrongylidae. The record is from the annotation of a GenBank genome assembly.
AUGGCUCGCACCAUAUUUGAACCUACAGUCUAUGGACGUGGUUUGUUGGAAGUCCAAAACGAUACGAGCAUGACCAUGAUAACACGCGCUAUGACGGCAAUCGAUGAAACAGAACAUGAUUUGCUCACCAAGCUCUUUGAGCUGGAAGGAAUUGGCAUAUCUCCUAAUGAAAGUGCCGAAAGCUCGCAAGUCGUAGAGUACUACAAAGAAUACUCUGAAAAGAUUUCCUUCGAAAACGGCGUUGUAACAACACCCUUCCCGCUUACUCCUGAGGUAGCGGACCUAGCCGACAACUACCCGUCGGCAGUGAAGCGCUCGAUAAGCCUCCACCGUCAACUGGAGUGCAACCCUGUGCAGAAACGCUGGUAUUGGAAAAUAAUGGAGCAGUACGAAAAUGAUGAUAUCAUUGAGAGAGUAGAUGGAGAAAUGCCCAAUUUAGCUGGUGUAUAUUACAUGCCUCAUUCUGGAGUGUGGCGUAAACACAAACCGAAACCACUGAGGAUUGUAUUCGACGCAUCCUCCAAACGAAAGGGCCAACUUUCUUCAAGCGACGUGACACUCAAAGGGAGUCCCAAUAAAAUUCAUGAUAUCGUCGUCGCCAGCCGAGUAAGCAACAUCAUAGUCCUUUGUGAUUUUAAAGCUGCUUUUACUCAAAUAAGACUGCAUAAGCAUCAUAGGGAUCUCUGUAGAUUCCUUUGGCUGAAGAACCGAGACAGACCACCCACUCGGGAUAACGUUGUGGAAUACAGAUUCAAGAGGGUACCUUUCGGAGCCAAACCCUCGCCAAGCAUUCUGAACAUGUCUCUAUUGACAUUCCUCAAGUCAAAAAAGACGCCGCUCGCGGAAGAAAUUCUUGCCAAUUUUUAUGUUGACAAUAUCCUUUUCUGUGCAAGUAGCCCCAACGAGGCAGUUGCUAAGUACGAGGAAAGUAAACAACUUUUCGCUGAGAUAUGA